UCUCUCUUCAACUUCCAUCAAUACCACCAUCGACUACAAUCCCUCCCCAACAAUUCACCAAUUAACCAGAAAAUCAUGUCGACGUCAGACCAAACCCUCGCCAUUAUCGGGUGCGGAAAAAUGGGCACCGCAAUCCUCAACGGCCUCCUCCACGCCCAGCCCACCCCCACCACCACCGACAGCCCCAAUCCCUCACUCCCAGACACCUUCAUCGCGACCGUCCGCAGCCCGGCCUCUCUCGAAGCCCUAAAAGCCCAGUUCGCGUCCAAAGUAACCAUCGCCUCCUCAUCCUCCAACCCCUCCGCAAUCGGCAACGCAACCACCGUCCUCCUGGCCUGUGAUCCAGCCGACAUCCCCUCCCUCCUCACCGAUCCCGACAUCCACGCCACGCUCUCCUAUACCUCCAAUAAUACCUCCCCGCUCCCGAAGCUCCUAAUCAGUAUCGCCGCCGGCUGGACCGUCUCCGCCCUGACUGCCCUCCUCCCCGAGACCGUUCAAUCCCGCGUACACAUAAUCCGCGCGCUCCCUAAUAUCGCAGCCCAGAUCUCUCAGUCUAUAACUGCGAUUGAGAUUCCAGCACAGGGGGUCAUUCAGGAGCAUCUGGAUCUGACGGAGGCGAUAUUUAAGCAGAUUGGACGUACGGUGCGCGUGAAGCCGGAGCAGAUGGAUACGUUUACGGUGCUCGGGGGAUCGACGCCGGCGUUUGUGGGCGUUUUUGCCGAGGCGUUGGUGGAUGGCGCGGUGGCGAUGGGAUUUGGGAGGGAGGAGGCGAGGAUGGUGGUGGCGCAGGUGUUGAGGGGCACGGGGGAUUUGUUGCUUGGUGGGGAGCAUCCGGCUCUUUUGAAGGAUAGGGGGACUUCGCCUGGGGGGUGUACGAUGGGAGGGUUGAUGGUGCUUGAGGAGGGGGGUUUUCGGGGGUUGGUUGCGAGGGCGGUUAGGGAGGGGGUCACAGUUGCUGGGGAAAUGGGGAAAGGGGAUGGAGGGUUGGUUAAUGGAACGAGGAGGGGAGGGAGGUAG
This is a messenger RNA of Aspergillus ibericus CBS 121593, 1017 nucleotides long. RefSeq names its product pyrroline-5-carboxylate reductase family protein. NCBI's taxonomy places the organism in Eukaryota, Fungi, Ascomycota, Eurotiomycetes, Eurotiales, Aspergillaceae. The coding region runs from base 76 to 1017 and encodes 313 amino acids. The transcript is spliced from 2 exons. The record is from RefSeq and is a predicted model, not a curated record. Gene Ontology annotation, molecular function: pyrroline-5-carboxylate reductase activity. Gene Ontology annotation, biological process: L-proline biosynthetic process.